Messenger RNA from Chelonoidis abingdonii (Abingdon island giant tortoise), 1075 nucleotides. It is a transcript of the gene TREX2, whose product is annotated as three prime repair exonuclease 2. Gene Ontology annotation, molecular function: 3'-5'-DNA exonuclease activity; nucleic acid binding. Gene Ontology annotation, biological process: DNA catabolic process. Lineage: Eukaryota; Metazoa; Chordata; Testudines; Testudinidae. The record is from RefSeq and is a predicted model, not a curated record. Gene Ontology annotation, cellular component: cytoplasm.
UCCCUGGGCGCUGGCAGGGCGGGGGGCUGGGAGCCCGGACGCCUGGGUUCCUUGGGCGCUGGCAGGGCGUUCCUCCCACGCCCCCAGGGGGAAGCAGACUCAUCGCUUUGCGUGGGACGGUUUCGGUUUCCCCGAGGACGAGGAACCGGCCCCCGCCCGCACAGAUGACAAGUGACCUGCCCUCAGCCCUCCCUGGCACCGCCCCAAAGAGCUCACACAGCACCCGGGAGCAGCUAAGGAAAUAUCUACCAGCCGAGCUAUCUGCACACAACAGAGGGGAAACCGAGGCACACAGCCACAGAGAGGCUUAACUGCAGUCACUUGGCGGCCAUGCUGGCCCCCCAAGAUUUCCAAACCUUCGUCUUCUUUGACCUGGAGACCACUGGCCUGCCCCGGGACCGCCCCCGCAUCACGGAGCUGUCUCUCUUCUCCCUGCACCGCCGCUCCCUCCUGCAGCGUCCCCCGCAGGACGCACCCACCGGUGCCCCCUGGCUGCCCCGUGUCCUGGACCAGCUGACCCUGUGCAUCGACCCCCAACAGCCCUUCACCCCGGAAGCCGCCUGCAUCACGGGGCUGAGCCAGCAGGACCUGGAGGAGAAUGGGAAGCGGGGCCUGGACCAGGCCGUGGCUCAGGCCCUGGAGGGGUUCCUAGCCCGCCAAGCCCCCCCGCUCUGCCUGGUGGCCCACAACGGCUUCAGCUAUGACUUCCCCCUGCUGCGGACGGAGCUGGCCCGCGUGGGGGUUGAGCUGCCCCCUGCCACCGGCUGCCUGGACACCCUGCAGGCCAUGAAGAAGCUGGGCCUGGGGGGCGAGGGGGGGUACAGCCUAGGGGCGCUCUUCCAGGGGCUCUUCGGGAGGGACCCCGACAGAGCGCACUCGGCCGAGGGAGAUGUCCGCACCCUGAUCGCCAUCUUCCUCACCAAGGCGCCACAGCUGAUAGGCUGGGCGGUGAGGAAUGCCCGGGACUGGGGGGAUGUGACCCCCAUGUACCUCCCCACCAUGCAAUGAGCAUCCUGCGCUGGGAGGGGAGUGGGGUUGGAGCCUGGACUCCUGGGUUCUCUCCCCGGCUCUAGGA